CAACAAUUCAUUUCUCCUCUGCAACUUUAUCCACUUUGGAGCCUGAGACCAUGGCGUGUCCUUCUCUUCUGCAGUCUUCUGCUUCUUCAUUUCACAGCCGUUUCCCUUCGCUAGCUGUUUCUUCCUCCGUACGUGUGCUCCCUUCGCCGCUGAGAAACGUGGUGAAAGUGUCGGCCUCCGGAACAGUGCUGGUGGAGAAAUCUGAGGCGGAGAAAGUGCAGCGCCUCAAAACGGCUUACCUGGAGAGAAUCAUCCCGGCGCUCAAAGAUGAGUUCAAGUACAUCAACAUUCACCAGGUUCCAAAGGUUCAAAAGAUUGUGGUGAAUUGUGGUAUUGGAGAUGCGGCGCAGAACGACAAAGGUUUGGAGGCGGCAAUGAGAGAUAUAGCGCUUAUUACAGGGCAGAAGCCUGUCAAGACAAGAGCUAGAGCUUCCAUUGCCACUUUCAAGAUUCGGGAAGAUCAACCUCUUGGCAUUGCAGUCACUCUCAGAGGAGAUGUGAUGUAUUCGUUCCUGGACCGUCUGAUCAAUUUAGCACUUCCGAGAACACGAGAUUUCCAAGGGGUGAGUCCCAGUAGCUUUGAUGGCAACGGUAACUACAGCAUUGGUGUCAAAGACCAAAGUGUUUUCCCUGAAAUCAGAUUUGAUGCGAUUGGGAAAGCAAGGGGAAUGGAUGUAUGCAUCAGCACAACGGCCAAAACGGAUCAAGAAGGACAGAAACUAUUGGCUCUGAUGGGAAUGCCUUUCAGGGAAGGAAGCGUUGCCAACACAGGGGCGCCAAUGAGGAAGAAGAAACUUAAGUCUCAUCACUUUGAUGCUAAAGGCAAAGGAAAGGGAAAAAGAUGAAAUUAGAAGAAUGAGAUUGUUUAUUGUUUGUAUUGUCUUCAUGUUUCAUGGAUUUAUUGCUCUUUGUAAUGUUUUUAUGAUGUUAAAAAAAUAUGAGUUGAUUUGAUAUAAUAUCAGGAAAAUGUGACUUGUAUUGGG
Molecule: messenger RNA, 983 nt
Organism: Eruca vesicaria subsp. sativa (arugula)
Lineage: Eukaryota; Viridiplantae; Streptophyta; Magnoliopsida; Brassicales; Brassicaceae
Source: the annotation of a GenBank genome assembly